This is a messenger RNA of Cuscuta campestris, 1075 nucleotides long. The record is from the annotation of a GenBank genome assembly. NCBI's taxonomy places the organism in Eukaryota, Viridiplantae, Streptophyta, Magnoliopsida, Solanales, Convolvulaceae.
ACAUUUUGAGUUGUUCUUUGACGAGGCAAGCUCGUCAUUGUUGGACCAAGCAAGCAGUGCGACGUGUGAGUCCUCUUCCAAAUUUUCUGCAAAUAUAUCUUCCAAUAGGGUUGACGCUUUCAUUCAUCUCUUCUUCCUCGACGAACCCGCGACCAUCAUCAUCAUCAUCAUCAUGCUCGCCUCGUUUCCCAUUCGUUUUCAUUUCGUAUUGCAACGUUUCCGAUCCGUUAAUUUCUAAUCACGAGGCAGGUAAUUAAUCGCGGAAGAUUCUCGAUCAUCACCUCCUCCCUCGUAACAAACAAGAAGAAGAAGAAUCUGAAAGAUCGUGGUUAAGGUUUAGGGGAAUCGGAGAGUUUCAUAUCCGGCAGAUCUCCGGCAAGAAAUGGGAGGAAAUGGGGCGGCAAAGCUGGACGACCAACAGAUUGCCGAACUGCGGGAGAUUUUCCGGUCGUUCGACCGCAACAACGACGGGAGCUUGACCCAGCUGGAGCUGGGGUCGCUGAUCCGGUCGCUCGGACUCAACCCGAGCGCCGACCAGAUGGAGUCGCUGAUCCAGAAGGCCGACCGGAACAGUAACGGGCUGAUCGAGUUCUCCGAGUUUGUUGCGCUGGUGGAGCCGGAGCUCGUGCCGGCCAAGUGCCCGUACACGGAGGAGCAGCUCCUGAAGAUAUUCAACAUGUUCGACCGGGACGGCAACGGGUACAUAACCGCCGCUGAGCUGGCGCAUUCCAUGGCCAAGCUGGGCCAUGCCUUGACGGCGGAGGAGCUGACUGGGAUGAUCAAGGAGGCUGACACCGACGGAGAUGGUUGCAUCAACUUUCCCGAGUUCGCUCAGGCCAUAACCUCCGCUGCAUUCGACAUUUCCUGGACUUGAUCCGCUCCCCCAUAGCUUUUUCAUUUCAUCUUCUUCUUUUCCAUUCAUUUUUGCAGUGGAUUUGGUUGCUCUUCUAUUAUACUUUCUCAUCUGGCAGCUGUGUUUUGGCUUUAGCAUCUGUUACUCCUCUCAUCCAUAAUGUCAUGUUUUUCAUACUCUAUAUUUAAUAAACGUGCAAAGUAAAAAAGGAACAGAUCAUUC